AUGAGAGGGAAUGUUGAUGCUGGGCCGGCGGUGCCCAAUAUGGUUCACUCUGAAGCCGACUAUGCCAUGGUCCGGAAUGCGGAUGGGACGGAAAGUCCACAGCGCAUCUUCAGAAGACACAAAACUUUGCCCCGACCGGGUACAGCAUCGUCGACUGGUUCGCGAAGCUCAAGUCCCGCUCGGCCUUCGCGGACUACCCAGCUACGACGGUCAAGAUAUCGACCGGCCGGCCCCGAACCGCCCCCGACGCCGCCUACCCAUUCACGUACCUCGUCAUCAGCCAAGUCGAUGCAAUCAAUAGACCAGUCAAGCCCAACAAACUCGGGCAGUCCGCUGCAAAGCACCGAUAAUGUGCAGCAUGUUCAACCACGUCCCCCAACCACGCCACCGAACCAACGUACUCCACCAACUCCGAACUUGACCCCCGAAAGAAUUCCCCCGCCGGCUCCUGAACCACCAAAACGUCCUGCCCGGCCCCAGCUGCAGGUCCAAACCCAGCCUGAGGCUCAGUCCCAGUUCUCAGGCCAGUCCCGGCCCCGACCACGGCUUCUUGUUGACGAUCGGAUGCCAUCCAAAGCGACGACAGUAGAUUCAAGAUCGGAAUCAUUCAAGACAGCACCCGAAGCCCCUAUCACUCCAGAAGAUGAGGAUGACGGAAAAUCGACUGUGCGGCCCGAGAUGUCGUCGAGGGGAACAUCGCGAAGUACGAUCCGUCAGGCUAACAGAGGAGCAAAAUUGCAACCGCAGACUGUAGGUUUGGGCAUUGACAUCGGGGUGAACUCAAGCGUUGGAGAUGGAUUAACGCCAGCAGCAGAGAGGGAAGUUCAGCUUGGGCGAGAUGCGUACGAGGGAGGGUGGGGCGGCCAGGGAACGCAGGGAGGAAACUUGAAUUCUGAAGAAGAGGUGGUUGAGGAAUGGGACGAAAAUCUGGAAAGGAAUGUGAUUGUCAGCAGGCGACGUGCGGCACCCAGAUGGAACGCUACCAAAAAUCGCAACUCGGUGUUUAUGGAACCGCCAACCACCACGACAACAAUUACACCAACAACAGCUGCGAUGACGAGAGUACUACCUCUACGCGCCAUGAACCUCGAGGAACAGCAACGGGCCCUCCCUCGCUCAGAGCCAUCGACGAGUGGGGACACGCGGCGCUUUUCCACGACUUCCAACCAGUCCGCCACCUCCACGAUUAUGGGCACUAUUGUCGUCGGUGAUGAUACGGGUUCUCAGCGACGCAACACACUCCGACACGUACGAAAGCCCACUCUGCCUCUGCGUGAUUCUGUCUCCGAUCUUGCUCAAUCAACCACUUCUUUUGCUCCAGCCCCGGCUCCGGCUCUGGCUCCAGCACCAGAAGUCUUCCAACGACGACCACAGCUUGAGCAAAAAUCAGGCGGUCCUCCCCGCGAAAGUUAUUUUUCAACCACUUCCACCUCCAGCCGGAAAGCCAGGAGGGAUGUGUGGAAAACUGGGUCAAUACCUGUGGUGAUCGUACCAGAGCGUCGGACCUCCCUCAAGUCCAAUGGAAAACCUCCUUCUCUUCGUUCGAUGAGCAGUCGGAGAUCUAAACGGAGCCAAAGCCUGAGUUCCGUUGGGCGACGGUCACAGGCGUCCGCGAGCAACUUUACUAUUGACAUAUAUAUGGACCAGCCGCGGCGCAGCAGGAACAUCUCCGAAUCUGACAGAUCUCGAGCCGGCGAUCCUCGAACUGCCGACUUUCCGCCGUACAUCCCUAGGCGGUCAUCUUCUCUUUCCGCUACUACCAGUCGCAACGUGUCAAGGACGGGGUCUCUCACGGCGGAAAGCCUCCGAGCCCAUGACGCACUCUACGAGCAACAGAAAGCUUCGCAAACAGUUGAACGGGCAGUAGAAAAACUACAGAGGGAAAAGCGGCCGCCUCCAAAGCCGGUAAAUACGUCUAGACAAUACCGCAGGACGAUUGACGGAAACGACUUGGAACCAGAGCGACGUCAGUCUGGGACUAUCAACAUCAAAUUCUCCCCUUCGAUUCAGUCAAGCAACUUUGACAACAGUGACCCGCGAACGCCGCGUAGCUUUCCUGCUGAUCACAAUGAUGAUGGCGGUCCUCGUCACAGUUACGAAUACAACAAGAGGAAUUCUGUUCAACAUACCCCUUUCUCGCAAGCUUCCGUAGAGACGGGCGCCUCCCAUGCCGAAGUAUCAGAGGCGAGAGCGAUACCGAUCUACCCGCAUCAGAACAAGUCUGUGAUGAUUGUAAACCACUCCAAUAAGCCAUCCGAGGCCUCUUCCUCGGAUCGGCAAAGGUCUCCUCCAACAGCCACCCCCAUCAUUGCCGCCACCGAUGCCGAAGGAAAUCCUAUAACACCGCCGCAAGACCUCUCAAGGGGUGAUGAAAACUUCUCCCCCUUGAGAAACCCAAGAGCACCCCCCAAACCACCCCCGGCAAUCAAUUUCAUUCCGGCAACGCCUUCGGGUCUAACACCAACCACGGAAAAGGAGAAGGAGCUUGGUAGUUUCUACGAUGAUAUGCCCGAGCCAGAGGAGCCUAAACCCGAAAGCGGAUUCGCCAUGCUCCGCCGGAAGCUAAGCCGUCGCCGGACCUCGGAAACAACUGGGUCCCGUCCGGGGUUCCUUACGCGUACAUUUUCAUUGUCAAAGUAUACGAAAAACUACGAGUCGGAUGGUGGCAGCAGUGAUAGGCUGAAGAGACCCCACCUGAAGAGGUCCUUUACAGCCGAUGACGCCCCCGUCGAGCCAGACAAGCUUCACCCUGACUGGCGGCCAUCCUACCAGUCCGAUUUCUCAGACAGCGGAAGCGAGGACGAGGAGCGCUGGGACUACCCGCCCAUCGACAACCGUCCCCAACGGCCGGGUCUGCUGCCUAAACGGAGUCUGAGCCAGAGGAUGAAGAAGGCAUUCGCCAUCAUGCCGUUGCGCAACGGCUCAAAGUACGACGCCUCAUACUCGACAGAUAGCGGUGACGUGCCUGACCAAUACAAGCGGACUAUCCGACGCACGCCGAGCGGCAGUCUGCGGGUCAUGAAGAUUCGGCAAAGCCUGGAGUCUAUGGCGCAGUCCAUGGCACGGCCGUCCAUCUCGUCCGAAAGACCCACCAGACCGUCCAUAUCAUCACCUUCAGAGACACCCCGACCAUCUAUCUCUACUGAAGCGCCUCCUCGACCUUCGAUCUCCCCCGACUCCAGCUCAACCCGGCCUUCCAUGUCCUCCGAAAACCCCCGCUUCUACCCGCCCCGCGUCCGAAGAAACUACGGCGCACUCUUCCAGCGCCAGCCACGACCUCCCCCUGCUGUCUCGUCAGCAGCGCCGCCCCUAACUCCCUCUUCCGUGUCCACCUUUGCGACCGGCUACUCUGCCACCUCUAUUUCCCCACCCACUGUAGCUGGAGGACCGCCACAACCGCCACCCAUGAAGAGACGCGGUAGUCUCAGUGAGAAGAUCCUACCUGUCUUGAACGAAAAGGUCAACAUUGUGCGGAGGCUGAGCGAGAAGCGGAAGGAGAAGAAGAGGGAUGAGAUGCGGAAGACGAUCAGUCAUCCGAGAGUGGUCAGGGAUGGAUUGGGCGAAGUGAUCAAGCAUGAUACAGGGAGGGAGAUCUUUGCGAUGAACCAGGGUCAGCCGGGACAGCAGCCGGGACAACAGUUGAGGCAGUCGCCGCCUGCUAUGAGCACCCCUGCGAGGAGGGGGUCACCGCCUAGGAUAGGGAGGGGGUCUCCUAUUUAA
Molecule: messenger RNA, 3720 nt
Organism: Sordaria macrospora k-hell
Lineage: Eukaryota; Fungi; Ascomycota; Sordariomycetes; Sordariales; Sordariaceae
Source: RefSeq, a predicted model, not a curated record